Molecule: messenger RNA, 1725 nt
Organism: Nematostella vectensis (starlet sea anemone)
Lineage: Eukaryota; Metazoa; Cnidaria; Anthozoa; Actiniaria; Edwardsiidae
Exons: 10
Coding region: 1-1308 (435 amino acids)
Biological process (GO): wybutosine biosynthetic process
Molecular function (GO): 2-oxoglutarate-dependent dioxygenase activity; tRNA binding
Source: RefSeq, a predicted model, not a curated record
AUGGCUUUCUUCUGUGCGCUGAAACCCAAGUCUGCUAUGAGUUUAUUAGUAGGAAUCACGCUUUUAUUCCCGCUAAUAAAAUCAGAGAAUGCUGUAAAUCUCGAGGGACAUCUUAAGCCGAUCUUCUCAUUUGGUAGACGCAACUCGGUGGAGGUUUUUCAAGGAUUUCCUUCGCCCCAGGAGUUCUUUACAAACUUUGUGAUCCCCGCAAAACCAGUCUUGUUUUCCGGGGGAGCAAAGCGAUAUCCUGCAUUUGAAAGAUGGAACGAUAACUAUUUCAAAUCGUUUAGGGAGAGCAACGAAUUCAAGAUUGCAAUCGAGCGUGAAAAGAAAGAAAAUCGUAGCCUACCAGGUGAAGAUAUUCCGUUCAGCAGUUUCGUUGACAGAUACACACAAGACAAUAUAUACAUGGUAAAUUCAGUUCCUGAUUUUUUAAGAAAAGAUAUCUACCUUCCCUCCUGUAUAGCUUGUCCAGAUAUCACCAAGGAGAACCUUGUGGAGAAUAUUAUGUGGUUCAGCAGUGGAGGCACAAAGUCAGUACUUCACAGCGAUUACUCUGAAAACAUCAUCUGUUCUCUCAGGGGUAGCAAGGAGGUCUACCUUGUUGACAAGCGGCACAUGGAUAAUGUAAAUGUUACAGAGAUGGGUUUCUCUGGAGUUGAUAUUGACAAGGUUGAUUUAGACAAGUUUCCAGGUCUGUAUAACUUGGAGCACUGGCAUGUUGUUGUCAAGGAGGGCGAUUGCUUAUACCUGCCCUUUCUGUGGGUCCAUCAAGUCACUUCUUAUGGUAGUAAUGUUGCAGUGAAUGUUUGGUGGAAGACGAACCUGACAAUUGACUACAGCUCAUGUUACAAGGAUGGGAAUAUAAGUCUGGGAGACGUCGAGUUUGUAGGAUUCGGCAAGCUGUACGAGGCGCAGUAUAGAAUGAUCAAAAAUCGCAUCACCCACGCAAUACGCCGUGUAGGACCGCUAACUCUUGAAAAACUCGAAGAAACAUUUAAAGCGCAAACGGACAUCAUAAUGCCGGGCGUGGAGAUGUCUGAAGACGUCAAGACGGUUAUCAGGAAGAUGUUCAUUCUUCUUGAUCAGUACACCGCUGACCAGGAGAUCACGACUGACGAUGUCAACAGGCUCGAUAACAAGGACUGGGAGCUAAUCCGCCUUUUGCUCAACGACAUGAUAAAACUCGUGAACGAAGACUCAGAAAAGCAAGCGGCCAGGGAUGCAGAAAGUGAGACAGAGAAUGAGGAAGAGGUCUACCAAGACAUCGCGUUUGACGAACAUCACGCGGACCGUGACGAGCUUUAAUGCCAUGACGACACCACAAUUUGGGAAAGUCUAGCUGUGAAGUAACCGAUGACCAUUAGGUAGUGAAUGACGAGUUUUGAAAGCAUGAAAAAACUAAAUUCACGAGCAAUGGGCAGUUGAAGGCGAGUCUGAAACCAUGGCAACUGAGAAACGUCUAUAAGGCAGUCAAAUAUGCGUUAGAAACCAUAACAACCCUAGGACGAAUGUCUUUCAAAGACGAGCUUUCAAAACAUGGCGACUGAAGCGCGACCAAUAUGCAGUAAAGGUUUGAAUACCCUCAAAACAGGUUUGUUUUCCGUAAAACAGGUUUCACAUACACGCACCUAUACAUACACGUAGAGCAGGUUUGACAUCUAUAUAAUGUAUAAGCCAUUGUAAAUAGUAAAUAUUAGAAGAGCAUUAAAAAGUUAACAUUUG